Molecule: messenger RNA, 1917 nt
Organism: Acanthosepion pharaonis
Lineage: Eukaryota; Metazoa; Mollusca; Cephalopoda; Sepiida; Sepiidae
Source: the annotation of a GenBank genome assembly
AUGAUAUCUAUCUAUCUAUCUAUCUAUCUAUCUAUCUAUCUAUCUAUCUAUCUAUCUAUCUAUCUCAGCCUCCUUCUAUCUAUCUAUCCAUCUAUCUAUUUUAAAAUCUUUGAAAAAUCAAUAUUUUUUUUGCACUUAGGACGAAACGCGCUGGUUAAGAUAAGUUUUCCUUUUGUCUUUAAUCAUCUAUCUAUCUAUCUAUCUAUCUAUCUAUCUAUCUAUCUAUCUAUCUAUCUAUCAUUUUCGUUUCAGUUCAUAUCUAUUAGAAUUUGUUCAUAUAUCUUUUCUUUUUCUUUCUUUCUUUCUUUCUUUCUUUCUUUUUUUCUUUGGAAAGAAAAGAAAGCGAGAGAUUUUAAAAUAUCUCUUUUUCUUUCUUUCUUUCUUUCUUUCUUUCUUUCUUUGCUACUGAAUUUUAAACUUCGAAUAUUUUUUUCUCUCGCAAGUGCUCUGAUUUUUUUUUCUUUUUCCUCUUUUCUCAUUCAUUUGAUGCCAUUUUUUUCUUCCUCUUUCUUAAUAUCCUUCUCUUUCACUCUCUCAUAUUCUCCUUCGACUUAUUUCUCUUUAAACCCUUCUUUCCCGGGCUUUUAUUCUUCUUACUUUUCUCUUUCCAUUAAUGUCUCAUUUAAAACUACUUUUUUAAAAACCCACUCAGUAUAUUUUCACCAUUCCUCUUUCCUACAAGAUCUUAAGUUUAUCUAUCUAUCUAUCUAUCUAUCUAUCUAUCUAUCUAUCUAUCUAUCUAUCUAUCUAUCUAUCUAUCUGGGUCUGUUUCUACCUAUCUAUGUCGGUCUGUUUAUCUAUCUAUCUAUCUAUCUAUCUAUCUAUCUAUCUAUGUUUAUUCAUUAUGCUCAUACCUAUUCAAAUCUCUUCAUCUAUCUAUCUAUCUAUCUAUCUAUCUAUCUAUCUAUCUAUCUAUCUAUCUAUCUAUCUUGGUCCAUAUCUAUCUAUCUAUCUAUCUAUCUAUCUAUCUAUCUAUCUAUCUAUCUAUCUAUCUAUCUCAGUCUGUUCCUAUCUACCUCUUUACCUAUUUUUAGCCUUCCGGACCAUCUGUCACAGGACACCUUUCCCGUCGUACUGACCACUAACACGAUAAAACGCACCCAGAUACAGCGGCCCAACCAUUUCUCUCUCUCUCUCUCUCUCUCUCUCUCUUUACGUGUCCAACCAUUGCUUCUUUACAAAGCAUUUCCCGCCUCACAGCCGCCGACCACUAACACAAGAAAACACAUGCACAUUGUAGUCCAAUCAGUCCUUCUUUAUCUCUUUCUCUUUAUGCAUCAUAUCCUUUCAGAAAACGAGAGAUCACGGAUCACGGGCCUCCACAAUUUCAGGCUUUCUUUGUUCAUUAUGAGUCCUCAGAGUUUCAGUUCUUCUAUCUAUCUAUCUAUCUAUCUAUCUAUCUAUCUAUCUAUCUAUCUAUCUUACUCUUUCUCUCCAUUAUCUAUCUGCCUAUCUAUUUCUUUCUCGUCAUUAUCUAUCUAUCUAUCUAUCUAUCUAUCUAUCUAUCUAUCUAUCUAUCUAUCUAUCUAUCUAUCUUACUCUUUUCUCCAUUAUCUAUCUGCCUAUCUAUUUCUUUCUCGUCAUUAUCUAUCUAUCUAUCUAUCUAUCUAUCUAUCUAUCUAUCUAUCUAUCUCAGCGAAUGUGCAAGUCUGCUUACAUCUAUCUAUCUAUCUAUCUAUCUAUCUAUCUAUCUAUCUAUCUAUCUAUCUUGUUCCGUUCAUUAUCUAUCUAUCUAUCUAUCUAUCUAUCUAUCUAUCUAUCUAUCUAUCUAUCUAUCUAUCUAUCUUGUUCCGUUCAUUAUCUAUCUAUCUAUCUAUCUAUCUAUCUAUCUAUCUAUCUAUGUCUGUUCAUUAUCUAUCUGCCUAUCUAUCUGUUGCUAUCCAUCUAUAUCUUGAUAUAAUGAACAGACCGACAUAG